AUGAGAGGUAGCGGAAAAGAAUGCUUGGUAGGAAAUGAAGUUUUAAUUAGGGAUGGCAACUCCAAACGCUCUGCCAACAACAGUUUAUCGAUUGUGCCACCAGAUGGCGGAUAUGGGUGGAUAAUUGUACUUGCCUCGUUUUUCGCCAAUGUUAUCGUGGAUGGGAUUAUUUAUUCGAUCGGUGAAACACUUGUUGGAAUUUGGGAGCAGGACUUCAGAACGACGGCUACGCAGGCUUCCAUUGUUCAGUCAUUACUUGCGGGGUUUUACUUACUUGCAGGUCCUUUAGCAAGCGGUCUUGCAAAUUCAUUCGGAUGUCGUUUGGUUGUCAUCGCUGGUUCUAUGACGACAUUUAUUGGUUUCAUUUUAUCUUCUAUCGUACCAUCACUUCCAUUGCUUUACAUCACGUUCGGUAUUAUUGGCGGAAUUGGCUUUGGACUUGUUUAUUUGCCAUCAAUAUUAAUUGUGAAUCAGUAUUUUGAAAAACGAAGAGCCUUUGCUAUGGGAGUAGCUGUAUGCGGUUCGGGCAUUGGUACUAUCAUAUUUUCACAGUUAUUUCCAUUUUUGCUGAAAGUUUGUGGAAAUAACUGGAGGCGUUUUCUUGUUUAUACAGCAUUUAUCACACUUUUAUCCGUCUUAUGUGGUUUGUGUUAUCGAAAAAUAUCUUUAAUAAAGUCAGAAGAUAAUAAGGAUAAAAGAAUGAAAUCUGAUUCUGACUUAUCCUGUGAACGGAACGACAGCUUGUCCUCUGAACUGGCCAUCAGCUCUUCAGUAUUAAUGAAUAAUAGUUCACGAGGGAAAAUGUCUCGAGAAACAGAAGUGGCGGGCAAUUUGAUAAUGACUUCAAUAACGACAAUGCAAGAAAUAUCACGAAAAGCUAAAAGACAAUUUCCCUUGAUUACAGUUUUACGAUCAAUGAUUGAUACAAGCUUACUCUCAGAUCCAAGCUUUAUAUUGAUUGCAGUUACCGCCUUUCUGACACUUUUUUGUCUCUUUGUCCCAUUCAUUUUCCUUGGCAAACAGGCAAUUACAAUUGGUGCAACUGCAAGCCAACAAUCAUAUUUAUUAUCGGUCAUAGGGUUUGUGAAUAUUUUUGGACGAGUAUUAUGUGGGCUGAUAUCAGAUUUACCAAAAGUAGAUCCGUUAUUUAUUCAUAAUUCGGGCUUAAUCAUUGGUGGUAUAGCAACUUGCAUUGUACCAUUACUAACACAGUAUUGGAUGUUUGUUGUAUACACAAUACCGUUUGCAUGGAGUGUUGCAUGUUUUUCAUCACUUCGUUCCAUUAUUUGUAUUGAAUUACUCGGUUUGGAAAAGCUUUCUAAUGCCUUUGGGAUGAUGAUGCUCUUUAUGGGCAUUGCUGCUUUAAUUGGUCCGCCGCUUGCUGCGCUGUUUAAAGAUCUGAGUGGGAAUUUCGAUUUGUCAUUUUAUGUGAUGGGUGCAUUACUAACAUUGAGCGGGGUUCUAUGCAUACCACUUCGAAUAGUCAAGUCACGAGUAGCGAAUCAGAGAUUGCCAAAAAAUACCAGGCAAUCGGAUUUAUCAUCGAUGCAAGCAACGGAACGAUUUUGA
Molecule: messenger RNA, 1569 nt
Organism: Cercopithifilaria johnstoni
Lineage: Eukaryota; Metazoa; Nematoda; Chromadorea; Rhabditida; Onchocercidae
Source: the annotation of a GenBank genome assembly